Messenger RNA from Staurois parvus, 303 nucleotides. NCBI's taxonomy places the organism in Eukaryota, Metazoa, Chordata, Amphibia, Anura, Ranidae. The record is from the annotation of a GenBank genome assembly.
CAGAUAUAGUGAAUGCAGGGUCCGGGGAGACCAGAUAUAGUGAAUGCAGGGUCCGGGGGGACCAGAUAUAGUGAAUGCAGGGUCCGGGGAGACCAGAUAUAGUGAAUGCAGGGGUCCUGGGAGACCAGAUAUAGUGAAUGCAGGGUCUGGGGAGACCAGAUAUAGUGAAUGCAGGGUCUGGGGAGACCAGAUAUAGUGAAUGCAGGGUCUGGGGAGACCAGAUAUAGUGAAUGCAGGGUCUGUGGAGACCAGAUAUAGUGAAUGCAGGGUCUGGGGAGACCAGAUAUAGUGAAUGCAGGGUCC